Molecule: messenger RNA, 4173 nt
Organism: Aphanomyces astaci
Lineage: Eukaryota; Oomycota; Saprolegniomycetes; Saprolegniales; Verrucalvaceae
Exons: 9
Coding region: 1-4173 (1390 amino acids)
Biological process (GO): sister chromatid cohesion
Cellular component (GO): cohesin complex; nucleus; chromatin
Molecular function (GO): chromatin binding
Source: RefSeq, a predicted model, not a curated record
AUGCCACGGCGCGACCCCAAGAAACCGAGUGACGAUGCGAAGAGUGUAGACGACGACGAAGUGGAAGGGAUUGAUGAUACCCAGGAAGACCAAGUGACUGCAUCCGCAGCAAGCAGUGAAGGAUUGAACGCGACAGAGGACGACGGCAACGGUGCGCCGAAUUCGACCGAAGGGGAUGCCCCCAAAGUCGCGUCCGACGAUGAAUCUGGAUCGAAAACUCCGCCAGCGAAGACGAUGCGUCGAGCUAAAGGGAAACGUCCCGCAUCUACUCCUGCAAAUGAGAGCGAUAACGAACACGACGUCGAACAGGAAAAGGCGACUCCUGGCGCUGAGGUUGAAGAAGGCAACGAGUCCACGCCUGCCCCAGCAGUCCCCCAGCGUCGCAGUGCACGUGCACACAAUCCUACCCCAUUGUACACGUCGCCAUCAGUGGCGGCUUCGAAACGAGACGCCGAGUCACCAGCUGAUACGUCCUCUCAAAGCAAAACACCAUCUGGUCGCCCGCCUCGUCCUACUAAACGAACGCUCAGUGUCCAUGCUGGCAAGCCUCAACCUCAAUCGAAGAAAACAGUCAAGCAAGUCGACACUGAAGCCAACGACGACGACGACGAGGGUGAAUUCAUGCUAUACGAGGCUGUUAAGUCGGGCUCGGCGAAUAUGGCGACCCUGGUGCGCGAGUGGCGCAGCCGCUUCGAGGCGAGUGCAGACGCCGCGUCCCGCGAACUGAUCAACUUCAUCAUGAACGCAUGUGGGUCCACGUCGAUCUGCGUCGAAGAACAAGACGACUUGGACGAGCUCGACUUGAUGUCGUUCGUCGACACGGUGGUUGUGAGUUUGCAGGCGUCCAAUCAGUUGGUGUACCCACUCGCGUCCAAGGUCAAGGGAUUUCGGAAAUUCAAAGACUCGUUUGCCACGUUUUGGGGACAAUGGAUUGAAGAGUGCUGGGACAGCGACCUCAUUCACAACACGGACAUCGUCGAGAAGGUCGUGGACUGGCUCAACUCUCUUUCGAGCUCGGAAGUCCGCGCCAUCCGGCACACGACAACAUUUGCUGCGUACGCGAUCGGCAACGCGUUGGUCGCCCGCGCCCGCCAACUCACCGACCAACUGGUCCCGAUCAACCGGCAAUGUGCCGCAGUUGCCGACACAUCCAAGACGCCGAAGUCGUCCAAGAAGAACAACCCCAAGCUGGCGCGACUGCUCGAGCUCAAAGGCACGUACGACGAGCAGCUGGCCAACACCCAGACGUACUUGACGUCGUUGUUCAAUGGCGUGGUGGUACACCGGUACCGCGACACGAUGCCAGAGCUCCGCCUCGAGUCUGUGCAAACUCUGGGCCAUUGGAUUCAUACGCUCCCGGAAGAGUUUCUCGUCGACAAUUACCUCAAGUUUCUGGGCUGGAUGCUCAACGACAAGUCGGCCAAAGUGCGCGUCGCGGUCGUGAAUGCCCUCCAAACGAUCUACUCGCACGAAGACAAUGCCGACAAGUUGGCGCUGUUCACGUCUCGAUUCAUGCGACGAUACCUGGAAAUGUGCGACGACGUUGACGACGACGUGGUGCUGAGUAUCGUGGAGCUCAUCGCCAAGAUUGACCGACUGAACCUGCUGGACGGGGAAAGCGACUUGACGGUCGUGGAGCGCUUGGUGUUUGACGCAGACAGUCGCAUCCGUCGGUCGGCGGCAGAGUUCGUAUGCUUGCAGUACGACGCAUUUGGAGUGACCGACGACGACAUGACGGAGGCCCAGCUGAUCGUGCAGGCGGUGGCCCUGGUCGAGUUCGCAGAAGAAUACAACGACAAGGACAACGACGACAGCAUCGACUGGCUCGUGUCUGCGUUCUGGGAUAACGAAGAUUGCCAGGUGUUGUCCAACUGGCGACUGCUCACGGUGUUAUUGGGCUCGGACACGCACGAACCGUCGUUGUCAAGUCAUCAGCAGACACUCUUGAUUCGAUUGUUGACGGGCGUGGUGAAACAACUCGUGGCAGCCGGCGCGACGUCCAAGAAACCGCGCCAAAAAAGAGGCGACGAUUCGGAACCGAUGACAGUGUUCUUUUGCCGCGAAAUCCCGACGUUGAUGCUGCGGUUCCAGUCAGAGCCGGCCAAGUUGUGUCUGCUGCUGCAGCUGGUGUCGACGUUGGACUGGGACGACGCGACCAUCAUGAACCAGCACAAGAAGCACGUGGAGGACCUACUCGGGCGGCUGAAGCAUGCGUACUCGACGCACUCGGACGAGCGCUUCCUCGAGGAGCUGUCGCGCUGCAUCCAUGGCUUGACGGCAUCCAAGACGGCGCUGACCCGGCAAGCGGCCGUGCUCGAGCAGGAACUCAUGCGCGACGCCAUCGACCACACCACAGCGUUGCUGGCCCAAGACACGAAAACGAAAGACUCGGAGUUUGCCCUGCAAGCGUGGCUCGCGCGGCUCCACUUUCUCAGCGGGUACAUCAACGUGAAAGACGUCGAGGUCGUCGGGAAUGUCCCCGCGGCGCUCGUGGCCCUUGUGACGGAGCGCACCAACUUGCUCGACGUCGCCGGCCCCCGGCUGUCGUCGUCGUGUGUCCGGUACGCCGCCCACAUCCUGUUCAAGGAGUUUCUGUGGUCGUCGGUGCCGCUAUUCGAUGCGAUCGAAGACGUUUCUUCGCCCGUUGACGAUGCAUUGACCACUGCCAUGGAUGCGUUUGUAAAGCGCCGCGACGUCCUGGACGUCCUGCUGUUCCGCCUCCUCUCGGUGCACCUGAGUGAACCUGUGACGCCGUUCACCGACCACGUGCUCGACACCCCCGAGCUCGAGCUCACGGACGACCAGAUUCCGUACGUCAAUGGACUCCAUGAAACGGCGUUUUUGCUGCUGAGCGACUUGCGGUGUCUGUGCGCCCAGCGCUUCGAAGCUGCGGUCGCCCCCUUCAACCGCUUGGCCUACCAGCCGCACAAGAACUUGCUCAUGCUGUCGCAGGCAUACUACGAGCGCAUCAUGGAACAAGAAGACGAUGGAAACGACGGGGUCCGAGACAGGGUGGUCGUCGCGCUGGCGUGUACGUCCCUGUGCAACCCCCAAAACAAGCGGCAGGCGGCGUCCGUGCUCCAGCAAAUGACCAGCGAUGCAUUCCAGCCGCUUGUGAAGGCGUUCGGCAAGCGUCUGAUGGGCGUGUCAGUCGUCAAGUACUUGGAGAUCCAAAUGCUGUCGCUGCAGCAGUCGUUCGAGGAGGCUUCGUCCCCGACCGCUACCGUCGACUUGGCCAAAGUCCUCAACCAGAGUUUGGGCACAAAGGUCCCGGCGAGUGUUCGGGGCAGCUUGUUGAAAUUUAUGUCGGAAGGCUUACGGUACGGGCUAGAAACGCCUGAAAACGGCUCGUUUCUAGCUGCGUUAAAGCCGUACCUGGCCAGAUUGGACAAGGCUGGAACGAAGGCGCUGCACGGCCACUUUGUUAAACUUUUUGCCGCCAAACAAGGCGGGGACGACGAAGACAUCCGACUCGACCCGGCGGUGGCCGACAUGGAAGCGCUCUUGAGCGGGGAAAAGGACUUGGUCGUGGCGCCGCCCAAGCCAGCGGCGACGCUCAAGCGGGCUCGAGACAACUUGUCCGACGACGAAGGGACCAGCCCUCGGUGGACGACCACGACCCGUCGGUCGCGCAACCUGUCGGACGACGAAGCCGACGAAAACGACCCACGGGGCACGCCACCUCCCCAGUCGUUUGGCCGACAACAGUCCCCCAAGGCGCGCAAACCUCGGGCGGCGGCGAAACCAACCAGUGCAGCCAAAGAGAAGGACACGCAGGCAUUUAGCAACAAAGCACACGCGGCUGCUACGCCGACGCCAUCAAAGAAGGAAAGCGACGACGACAGCGACAACGACGCCGCCGCACAACCUUCGAAGCAACCGACCAAAACACCUCCGUCCAAGACUGCUAGCGGCAAGAAGAGCCACGUCACGCCGACACGACGGUCCACGCGCAGUAAAGUGGUGGUGGAUUUGAAUUAUGGCGAAGACAGUGACGAAGAGCCAUCGAGGAGUGCUCGCGAUGAACAAGAGGAAGAAUCAUCCCCUUCCCGCAAGCGAAAGCCCAUCGAUGAAAGUGCUACUGCGACAACGUCCAAGGACGAGGACGACAUUGCUCAAGGUGACGACGACGACGAAGUUGUAGGGUUCCGCCCCAAGCGAAGGAGGCAAUAG